CUGCAGGAGCGCUGCAACAGCGAGGAGCUGCGGCACGUCGUCUGCCACCUCGAGACCAAGGAGCUGUGGGACAAGUUCAACGAGCUGGGCACCGAGAUGAUCAUCACCAAGUCCGGCAGGCGCAUGUUCCCGACGUGCCGCGUGUCGUUCACGGGCGUGCGCGCCGAGCAGCGGUACGCUGUGCUGAUGGACAUCGUGCCGGUGGACAACAAGCGCUACCGCUACGCCUACCACCGGUCGUCGUGGCUGGUGGCCGGCAAGGCGGACCCGCCCGCGCCCUGCCGCCUCUACAUGCACCCCGACUCGCCCUUCACCGGCGAGCAGCUGCGCAAGCAGGUCGUCUCCUUCGAGAAGGUCAAGCUCACCAACAACGAGAUGGACAAGCACGGACACCUGGUGCUGAACUCGAUGCACAAGUACCAGCCGCGCAUCCACCUGGUGAAGCGCAGCGAAGCUAACGCCUCGGCGCCCAUCACCGACCUCGAGAGGGAGGAGUUCAAGACCUUCAUCUUCCCAGAGUCCGUCUUCACCGCUGUCACUGCCUACCAGAACCAGCUGAUUACGAAGCUGAAGAUUGACAGCAAUCCUUUUGCCAAAGGCUUCCGGGAUUCGUCGCGAUUGACGGAAUUCGAAAGGGAGACGAUGGAGUCGAUGCUGGCGGAGCAGCAGUACCUGCGCGCGCCGCUGCGGCCCUUCUGCGAGCUGGACACGCACAACAACAACCUGACGCUGGAGGAGAAGGCGCUGCUGGCGGCGCGCAGCCAGCUCUUCCUGCGCGCGGCCGCCGCCGCCGCCGCCUCCGCAGCCGCCUCCGGGGGCGCGGGCGCCGCCGCCGCCGUGGGGCCGUACGGCCCGCUGGGGCCUGCCAUGUAUGGUGCCGGCCCUCUCUGGGGGCAGUGGGCGUGCCUCGGCCCCCAGCUGCUGCACGCGCACCAGCUCGCUGCCGCCGCCGCCUCCGCCUCCGUCUCCUCCGCCGCCGGCCAGCAGCUGCCGGCGCUGCCGCGGCCCCUCUACCCGGGCAUCGCGCAGCAGCACAGCAGUGGCACCGUAGGACGACGUCGCCUCGUAGACGACGCCAGUGACGCGGAGCGUCGAAAGCUGGCGAGGCGGCGGGGCGCGCGCGGCGUUGCCGCCGACGGCGCCGCCGUGGCAACAGUGUUGCAGCCGGCGCUACCUGGCCGGGGUUGCCUGGCAACGCAGGCCGCCCUCCCUUUGCCGCCCCCACUAAUGCCUCCCGCGAGGAAUCCUUCACACCGCGAGCGCGAAACCCAUUCCUUCUCCUCGGCCGGCCGCCCUCAAUCGCGAGAUAGCGAAUGA
This is a messenger RNA of Schistocerca nitens (vagrant locust), 1317 nucleotides long. RefSeq names its product T-box transcription factor TBX20-like. The record is from RefSeq and is a predicted model, not a curated record. Gene Ontology annotation, molecular function: DNA-binding transcription factor activity, RNA polymerase II-specific; RNA polymerase II cis-regulatory region sequence-specific DNA binding. The coding region runs from base 97 to 1317 and encodes 406 amino acids. NCBI's taxonomy places the organism in Eukaryota, Metazoa, Arthropoda, Insecta, Orthoptera, Acrididae. Gene Ontology annotation, cellular component: nucleus. The transcript has 6 exons. Gene Ontology annotation, biological process: positive regulation of DNA-templated transcription; cell fate specification; heart development.